This is a messenger RNA of Aspergillus terreus NIH2624, 2118 nucleotides long. RefSeq names its product putative C2H2 finger domain protein (gene znfA). Lineage: Eukaryota; Fungi; Ascomycota; Eurotiomycetes; Eurotiales; Aspergillaceae. Bases 1 to 2118 code for a protein of 705 amino acids. The record is from RefSeq and is a predicted model, not a curated record. The transcript has 3 exons.
AUGGACUUUCCGCGAUUCUCGCCACCCUCCAUCAACGUGCAUGAGUACAACAGCGGUUAUGAUCAUCGCCAUUCCAACGAGAGACCUUCAUAUACCAUGACUGGACAUACCUUCUCGCCCCCAGGGCCCUUGCCCAUAUCGACCUCAUCGAUAACAACAUUUGCGCCACCGCCACUCCCUCCCCCAUCUCGCAUUACGGACCUCGAUUACGGUUACGACGCUGGAUGGCUCCACGCCAAUCCCAAAGGAUCCUCAGCUACCAAGCUCGCGCCAAUCAAUCCCGGUUCAAGCCUCUUCGGAGGUCACCGUCGCCCAGAGUCCAUCCCCCGAUCUGAUCGCAUGGCCUUGGACGAACUCGAUGGCCGACAAAGCGGAUUGCCCGUAUCCAGAAGCCCCGAAGCUCACAUCAAAAUCGAGCCCCCACCCCCGGUGGACGAAGGCUUUCGGAAUGCCAUCUCAAUCACCCCAACGAGCCCUAUUCUCAAAGGCGAAAGAGACUUCUCUCGACGGAGUGUGAAAGAUUCGUCAGACGCAUACGAUCAGCACCUCUUGUCCAAGAUAGGCAAACCGCUUUCUCCGCGGCAGUCGAUCAGCGUCGGGAGUGAACCUCGAACUACAUUGUCCACCUUGCCCAUUCCGCAGAGGCCCUUUGGAAGCUUACCCUCCCCGGGUGGCUCGGAGGGAUCCACUCUCGAUGUGCGGUGGUCCACCAGCUCUCAGUCUGGGGGGAUCUCCCCCGGUACUAAACUUGGCUGGAAAGACUACAUCGGGUGUCGGAGUCCGAGUGUUGAAAGCAGCGCCCCGUCGUCCGCAGUAGACUACGACCACUCAGCGUACCUGCGUGAUCUAUCCCGCCGCCGCGCGGGCGGAACGACACCACACUAUGACGAAACACUCAGCCUCCCUAGUCGCUCAAAUCGAGGAAGCUACGAUCAGGGCGUGUUCUCCGAUAUCGAGGGCGACUAUUCCACCGACGAGUCAUUACCGUCGCGGUUAAUCAAUCUCCGCGAAGCAACACCCCCCUACUUGGAUGCAGCAAAAUCUGGGAUGAAACGAAGAGCUUCUUCUCCGCCACGGGAAGCCAUAACCGACGACAGACACGUGCUUCACGUCACAACGAGUAAUGGCGAUUUAUCUCAACGAAGAACCAGCGGUCACCCGUUCACAAAUACCCUCUCGGUCAACACUGGAUAUGCGCCAAGUCACGGGAGCCUCUCUGCUGCAUCGUCUCUGAGCUUACGGACAUCCGGAUCGUAUUCAUCGGCAGUUCUAUCCGGGGGGGGAAGCAGUAUAACCAGCGCAUCAACAUAUGACCGUUCACCGGGGCGACUUUCUCCCAAUUCCGAUCUCGACACUCUCCACGACAAGUCUCUUCUGAACGCAACCUCUCCCGGUGGCCUUGCGCCUCCGGCCCCCAGACACAGUCUCCCGGGACCAACGUCUCUAGACGCACCCAGUACGAAUGCGGCGCGCAAGCUGUCCCUGCAGGGCCCUGCGAGCGCACCCAAACCACCUGGGUCUAAAAUGAGUGGUCUGUACAUCUGCGACUGCUGUCCCAAAAAGCCCAAGAAGUUUGAAAGCCCAGAGGAGCUUCGGGCCCAUGAGAUGGAAAAGCAAUAUUCGUGUCUGUUCUGCAACAACCGGUUCAAAAACAAGAACGAGGCCGAGCGCCACCAGAACUCUCUCCACCUGCGUCGUCACUCCUGGUCCUGUGCCGCCUUGCCGUCAUAUCAGGCCGCAUUCCACCCCUCGUCUGCACCGUCUAGCCAGACGACUUCCGGUCCUUCCCACGACACCUGCGGCUACUGUGGCGAGGAAUUUUCAAACUUCCCUCAACCGGACUGGGACCGCAGAUUCGAGCAUCUUACAUCGGUGCAUAAAUUCGGAGAGUGCAACAACGCCAAGAAGUUCUACCGUGCGGACCAUUUCCGGCAACACCUGAAACACAGUCAUGCUGGUACAAGCGGGAAAUGGACGAACAUCUUGGAGAACGCCUGCAUGAAGGAAGAGACGCCGCCGGAACCGAAGAAUGCCAGCAGUACGACGGGCUCUACGGCCCCGUCGACGGGCGGAUCCCUCGCGUCAAACAAGAUCAACGAGGUGCUCGGCGGUUGUUGA